CAGUGAAAUGGACUUUACCAGAUUCAUGAAUAAAUUCAACGAAAUCGAACGCCAACUAUCUCCCACCUCGGCCCUGCGGCUGAGCUUCGACAACAUAUCGCCGGAGACGGAGGAGCCGCCCGAUGGCAACAAGAGGCUAUGGGGCGUGCCGGUGCCACCGUUCGUCUCCGACAAAGUAGUCUCCUGGAUCGAGGAGGAGUUUAACGAGGCGCCCGUCUUCUACAACGGCAACUGUGUGCUCAAGAAGGUGGAAAGUGUGCGGAUGAUAGAUCGCUACAAUACCAAAAAUCCCACAGUUGGAACCCUCUAUCUGACGGCAACCCAUUUGAUAUUCGUGGAGCCCGAAAGCAACAAGGAGACCUGGAUUCUGCACAUGCAUGUGGCCAGCAUUGAGAAGCUGCCGCUGAGCACAACCGGAUCGCCGCUACUCAUACGCUGCAAGACAUUCCUGUCGGUCACAUUCGUGAUUCCCAAGGAUUCCGAAUGCCACGACGUUUACACAUCACUGCUGAAGCUCUUUCAGCCAGUUUCCAUCAACAAAUUGUAUUGCUUCAACUAUCAGCCGGCCAAGGAUGACUACCCCAAGAGCGCUGGCUGGGACUUCUUCAAGCUGGAGGCCGAGUUUAAGCAUCUGCUGGUGCCCAACGACAACUGGACCCUGUGCUCGAUGAACGAGAAGUACGAACUCUGCGACACCUAUCCGCGUCAGAUCUAUGUGCCCAAGGAGGCCACCACGCUGAUGCUGAUCAGCAGCUCGCGCUUCCGCUCCAAGGGUCGCCUGCCAGCACUCACCUAUCUGCACAACAACAAGGCAUCCAUUUGCCGUUGCAGCCAGCCGCUGUCUGGCUUCAGUGCUCGCUGCCUGGAGGAUGAGCAAAUGCUGGAGGCCAUACGCAAGACAAACACAAACACAGACUACAUGUAUGUGGUGGAUACGCGACCGCGUAUCAAUGCGAUGGCAAACCGUGCCGCUGGCAAGGGAUACGAGAACGAGGCGUUCUAUGAGAACAUCAAGUUCCAUUUCUUGGGCAUUGAGAACAUACACGUACAGCGGGCCAGCCUGCAAAAGGUGCUGGAGGCAUGCGAACAGAAGUCACCCACCAUGAGCGCGUUCCUGAAUGCCCUCGAAUCGUCUGGCUGGCUGAAGCACAUUCGCUCCAUAUUGGACACGUCGAGCUUCAUUGCAAAUGCCGUGGACAAGGGCGUCUCUGUGGUUGUACACUGCUCCGAUGGCUGGGAUCGCACCGCUCAGGUGUGCUCGCUGGCGCAGCUGAUGCUGAAUCCCUACUAUCGCACAAUCAAGGGCUUCCAGGCGCUCAUCGAGAAGGAUUGGCUGGCCUUCGGGCACAAGUUCAGCGAGCGCUGUGGCCACAUUCAGACGGACGCAAAGGAGGUGUCGCCCAUCUUCACGCAGUUCCUGGACUGCACCUGGCAGCUGAUGUCGCAGCGCAGCGAGGCCUUCGAGUUCAACGAGCGCUUUCUGCUCAUCCUGCACGACCAUGUGCACUCCUGCCAGUUCGGCACCUUUGUGGGCAACUGCGAGAAGGAUCGACUGGACCUGAAGCUGGCCGAGCGCACCUUCUCGCUGUGGGGCUUCAUGGCCAACCACCUGAACGAGUACAUCAAUCCGCUGUACAAGCCCAAUGUGGAUGAGGCGAUCAAGGCCAACCUGGCGCCGCAGUGCAUCAAAUUCUGGCGCGGAAUGUACUGCCGCUUUGAGAGCGGCAUCCAUCCGAGGGAACCGCUGGGCGAUCUGCUGCUUGAUAGCAAGGAGCACACCAACUCGCUGGAGGAUCACGUGCAGCAUCUGAGCAAGCGCAUAGCGAGCUUCAAGAGUUACAUCUCCAAGUCGGCCAAGAAGCUGCAGGAUGCCACCAGCACCAACACCACCAAGGUCGCCAAGGAGGUGGCUUCUACACCCAACGAGAUCAAUGACAACAAAUACAACUACGACAAGAAGUUGAGCGAACUGUCGGCAGCAGACGACGACCACCCGCUGAAGGCCAACAAUAUGUCCUUUGCCAAUCUCUCGCUAAACGCAGAGCAGUCAAGCAGCCCGCAAACCCUGCCUGACGAGAUCGAAUCGGUGGCAAUUGAUUGGAAGCCCAUGCGCAAUGUGACCGCCUGCUCAUGCUCCACGCCCUUCGAUCAGUUUAGCAAAAAGACACAUUGCUGGCGCUGCGGCGACAUCUUCUGCGAGCGAUGCAUUGACAAGAAUGUGUCGCUGCCAGGCCAUGACAGCGGCAAGCCGGUGCCCGUGUGCCGCGGCUGUUUCCGGCAAAUGCAAAAGCAAAGCCCAUAAGUGACUGCACAGCAUAUGCUUAUAGCCUAAACCAUAGUUGUACUACAGUGUUAAAGGGAUGAAAACAGCAUCAAAUCUAUUAAUUAAAGAUUAUAUUUAUUGUUGCA
This is a messenger RNA of Drosophila guanche, 2409 nucleotides long. It is a transcript of the gene Mtmr6, whose product is annotated as myotubularin-related protein 6. Lineage: Eukaryota; Metazoa; Arthropoda; Insecta; Diptera; Drosophilidae. The record is from RefSeq and is a predicted model, not a curated record. The transcript has 10 exons. Gene Ontology annotation, molecular function: phosphatase activity; metal ion binding. The coding region runs from base 8 to 2302 and encodes 764 amino acids. Gene Ontology annotation, biological process: dephosphorylation.